CCCCGCUGGAGUCCUGAUUCACACGUCCAUUGGCGCUGGUGCUUGGUGCUUGCUUUGGACUCGUGCUGCAGCAGAUCAUCGGUACAAGCACGAGAUGUCUCCUUCACAUACAGUCCUAUAGCGGCUAAUUCGGUUUUAUAAACCCGGAAUCGCGAAGAACAGCGGCUCCGCACCAUCCGGGAGCUUCAUCUGCUCCGACUGAAGUCAAUCCAGCUUGUUUGGUGUAUUACACGGAUCAGUUCGGCGUCCGUAUUCAUGUUAUUGCGGGCUGUAUAUUGUUGAAUAGAACAGAUAAUCAUGGCGAGUGACUCUCCUGCGAGGAGUCUGGAUGAGAUCGACCUGUCUGCUCUGCGGGACCCUGCGGGCAUAUUUGAGCUGGUGGAGCUCGUGGGAAACGGGACCUAUGGACAAGUAUAUAAGGGACGUCAUGUUAAGACCGGCCAGCUCGCUGCAAUCAAGGUCAUGGAUGUCACAGGGGAUGAGGAGGAGGAGAUCAAAGCUGAGAUCAACAUGCUAAAAAAAUACUCCCACCAUCGAAACAUCGCCACCUACUAUGGUGCCUUCAUCAAGAAGAACCCACCUGGCAUGGAUGACCAGCUCUGGCUGGUGAUGGAGUUUUGUGGUGCUGGUUCAGUGACAGACCUGAUAAAGAACACCAAAGGAAACACUCUGAAGGAGGAGUGGACGGCCUACAUCUGCAGAGAGAUCCUCAGGGUGAGUGUGUGUGUUGUAUGUAAGGUUUUUAUCCGUGAUAUCAAAGGUCAAAACGUUUUGCUCACGGAAAAUGCGGAAGUCAAACUAGUUGAUUUUGGUGUGAGUGCACAGUUGGACCGUACCGUGGGUAGGAGGAACACUUUUAUUGGCACUCCAUAUUGGAUGGCUCCAGAGGUCAUCGCCUGUGAUGAGAACCCAGACGCCACAUAUGACUUCAAGAGUGAUCUGUGGUCGCUGGGAAUUACGGCUAUUGAGAUGGCAGAAGGAGCCCCUCCGCUGUGCGAUAUGCAUCCUAUGCGAGCACUUUUCCUCAUACCCAGAAACCCAGCGCCUCGUCUCAAGUCCAAGAAGUGGUCUAAAAAGUUCCAGUCGUUCAUUGAGAGCUGUUUAGUGAAGAAUCACAACCAGAGACCCAGUACUGAACAGCUCAUGAAACAUCCCUUCAUCAAAGACCUUCCCAACGAGAGACAGGUCCGAAUCCAGCUCAAAGACCACAUUGACCGGACCAAAAAGAAGAGAGGAGAGAGGGAUGAGACAGAAUAUGAGUACAGUGGAAGUGAAGAGGAGGAGGAAGAGCGAGACAUAGGAGAGCCAAGCUCUAUCAUAAACAUCCCUGGGGAAUCGACCCUGAGGCGGGACUUCCUGCGUCUACAGUUGGCCAAUAAGGAGCGCUCCGAAGCCCUGAGGAGACAACAGCUAGAACAGCAACAGAAUGAGGAACACAAGCGCCAACUACUGGCAGAGAGGCAGAAGCGCAUCGAGGAGCAGAAGGAGCAAAGGAGGAGACUCGAGGAGCAACAGCGACGGGAGAGAGAGCUCCGGAAACAGCAGGAGAGAGAGCAGAGGAGGCGCUAUGAGGAGAUGGAGCAGCUCCGGAGAGAGGAGGAGAGGAGGCAUGCUGAGAGGGAGCAGGAGUAUAUCCGCCGGCAGUUAGAAGAAGAACAAAGGCAGCUGGAGAUUCUUCAACAGCAGCUUCUCCAAGAACAAGCUCUUCUCCUGGAAUACAAACGGAAGCAGAUAGAGGAGCAGCGGCAGGCUGAGCGGUUACAGCGGCAGCUGCAGCAGGAAAGGGCCUACCUUGUUUCACUGCAGCAACAGCAACAAGAGCCACGGCCUGCAGACAAAAAACAACUGUACCACUACAAAGACUCAGUCAACCCCAGUGACAAACCGGCCUGGGCUAAAGAGGUGAUGGAGAGAGCUCAGGGUAACUCCCCUCGAAUCCCUCCCAAGAAGCACCAUUCGUUUAACAGUCCUGGAGAAAAACGUGUCGGUCAACUCCUCCCUCUUGACAAGAGCUCCUCUAAUCAGCCCACGAGGCCCCCCUCGUACCCAGCAGCCUCCCACUCGAGAGAGAUAGAGCUGGCCGAGCCUCAGCUCAGGAUAGUCAGUGGGCCAAACGUUCCUAGAAUCCGUGUGUCUUGCGAGCCAGAUCCAUCCCAGCUGGUCAGGAUGGUCCAGCAGCAUCUUGAGCAAGAGUCCCGGGGCCGCAAUCCUGGACACUCCAGCAAAGGGGCUGAUAUUGAGAGAGACUUGUACUCAAAGGUCUCAAAGGUUGAGGAACGCUCCAAGCUGAACCGCCAGAGCUCUCCGGCUCUCCAGAACAAAGUGGCCAAUCGUAUUUCUGAUCCCUCCCUGCCUCCCCGCUCAGAGUCCUUCAGCAGUGGAGGCAUACAGCAGGCCCGGACGCCUCCCAUGCACCGCCCGGUAGAGCCUCAGAUGGCGCACCUGGUCUCUGUGAAAUCCCAUGGAUCUUCCAUGACAGGAUCCCAGUCGCUGCAUGAUCAGUCCUCUCAGGGCGUCUCAGCCUUCCAAGAGGGUCUGUCACCUCACCGACCACCGAUGCCACGGCAGAACUCUGACCCCACGUCAGAAAACCCCGCCCCACCACCUCGCAUUACCAGCCGAGAAGAGAAGUUUGACCGUAGCUCUUGGCUGAGACAGGAAGAUGACGUCCCUCCAAAGGUGCCCCAAAGGACCACUUCCAUAUCCCCUGCACUGGUGAGAAAAAAUUCUCCAGGGAAUGGACCAGGAGGACUGGGACCGAGAACCGGAGCACAUCUGAUCCGAGCCAGUAACCCAGACCUGCGGAUUUCCAUGGAGUCGGCUCUCCAGAGAACCAACAGUGGUAGUUCUUCCAGUUCUAGCACGCCCAGCUCUCAGGGCAGCUCCAGCGAGAGGAACCGUGUGGGAGGCUCCAGUAAACCUGAAGGAUCCCCAGCAGUGUCCCAAGAAUCCAAGCCCAAAACCCAGGAGGAGAACAGAGAGGUGACCAGACCCAGCCGACCAGCGAGUUAUAAGAAAGCCGUAGAUGAGGAGGAGCUGGACCUCACUGCUCUGGCCAAAGAACUCCGUGAGCUGAGAACCAAUGAGGAAACCAACCGGCCUCCCAGGAAAGUGACAGACUAUUCCUCAUCCAGUGAGGAAUCAGAAAGCAGUGAUGAUGAGGAUGGAGAAGGCGGGGCUCAUGAUGGAACUGUUCCCGUUAGUGAUAUUCCACGCAUCAUGCCUUCUGGCCAGGGUGGCACUGACUCACUGAUCAACCAGGAGGAUUCUCAUGCCAAUGAUUCAUUUGGCAAAAAUUCACAAGACAGUGCCCUGAUGAUGCGAGAGACGUUUUGGGAAAGCAAGCUCGGUCAUGCCGAGAGCAAUGGUUUCCCCGGUAACUCCAAUCUGCCUGAUCUAGUGCAGCAAAGCCACUCGCCUGGCGAGGGCCCUGGGCGGCUUUCUAGUGGGCUGGACCUGGACUCUGUGGCUGAAUUUGGGAUGGGGAGCGGGUCCAAAGCCUCCUUCACUCCUUUUGUGGACCCACGAGUGUAUCAGACCUCCCCCACAGAGGACGAUGAGGACAACCCUGCCUCAGCUCAUUUUAUGGAUGAACACCUACGGCAGGAGCAGGAACAGGAACAAGCUCGACUAAAUGAGGCUCGGAAAAUAUCAGUUGUUAAUGUCAAUCCCACCAAUAUCAGGCCACACAGUGACACACCGGAAAUCCGCAAAUAUAAGAAGCGCUUUAACUCUGAGAUCCUGUGUGCAGCACUAUGGGGAGUGAAUCUGUUGGUAGGAACAGAAAAUGGGCUCAUGUUACUAGAUCGCAGUGGUCAGGGCAAAGUCUACAAUCUGAUCAACCGCAGGCGCUUUCAGCAGAUGGAAGUUCUGGAGGGUCUCAAUGUCCUGGUCACCAUAUCAGGCAAAAAGAACAAACUGAGGGUCUACUAUCUGUCAUGGCUUAGAAACAGGAUACUCCACAAUGACCCUGAGGUAGAAAAAAAACAAGGGUGGAUUACUGUUGGUGACCUAGAGGGAUGUGUCCAUUAUAAAGUCGUCAAAUAUGAGAGGAUUAAGUUCUUGGUGAUUGCAUUGAAGAAUUCAGUGGAGAUUUAUGCCUGGGCUCCCAAACCCUACCACAAAUUCAUGGCUUUCAAGUCUUUCACAGAUCUUCAGCACAAGCCUCUGCUUGUGGACCUGACGGUGGAGGAGGGUCAGCGGUUAAAGGUUAUCUAUGGCUCCAGCGUUGGUUUUCACGUGAUAGAUGUCGACUCUGGGAAUCCGUACGAUAUCUACAUUCCGUCCCACAUUCAGGGCAGUGUUACCCCUCACGCCAUUGUGGUGCUUCCCAAGACCGACGGCAUGGAGAUGCUUCUGUGUUAUGAAGAUGAGGGAGUCUAUGUGAACACAUACGGCAGAAUCACUAAAGACGUGGUGCUCCAAUGGGGAGAGAUGCCCACCUCUGUUGCCUACAUCCACUCCAACCAGAUCAUGGGCUGGGGAGAGAAAGCCAUUGAGAUCCGCUCCGUGGAAACGGGACACCUCGACGGAGUUUUCAUGCACAAGCGAGCACAGCGACUGAAGUUCCUUUCGGAGAGAAACGAUAAAGUGUUCUUUGCCUCAGUCAGAUCAGGAGGCAGCAGCCAAGUUUUCUUCAUGACCUUGAACAGAAACUCCAUGAUGAAUUGGUAAUUCAUCCCCGCCCUUCCCUGCAUUGUAUCUGUGGACCUUUUCUACUUUAUUGAAAAGUGUGAAAAAAGGAAAGACGGGAAAAUCCAGUUGCGCUGGAUAAUCUGGCAGAUGGCAAAAAGACCAAACCUUGCUGGGACCUUCUCAGAAGAGUCAAAGACAAACCCCAAAUUCACACGCCCCCGCCAACAACAAGGGGCGCCGGGGUAGAAGAACAACUGGUCUGCAUUAUUUUGAUGGCUCUUUUAUUAACAUGCGUGGGGUUCUGGUGUUUUUGUCUGUACAGAUCUCUAUCUAGAUUCUGGAGGUGAAGACUGGAAAUAUGGGGAAUAAGACCCACAGAGUAGAGUGAAUAUUUGUACUGUUAAGACACUUUUCGAUAAUUUAUCACGGUUGCGCUGAACGUCAGUAAACCUCCCUUGCGGGAUGAAUCCAUUGAGGCUGGUUAGUGUGAUCAACCCUUUUUCUUUUUUAUGUUUCAGCUUGGAAUGCACACAGAUGUUUGUGUCAUGUGGAUAUCACUCUAAUGUCUGAUAUUUAAGACUUGUAUGAUACUUUGCCACAUUAUGUUGGAGCAGACACACUUCGGGCUGUCCACAGAAUGCCUUAAAUAUGAAUUUGCGAAGCUGCUCGGUUUUAUUUUUCCAUAAGUUCAUAAGAAAUUGAUGUUUAUGCAUAUUUCUGUAAGGAAAGGAAAAUUCUACUUUUUUGGAUGGAAAUUGAUGCCUGCUGAUAUGAACGUAUAACGGAACUAUAUAAUGAUUCUGAAUAUUCAUACUGUGCAUUCCUAGUUUUAUCCCAAAGCUCUAUAGUAUUCACAUUUGGAGCCUGUGGUUUGGCAAUGUUUUCCUUGUGCUCAGGGAGAUGGUGCUGUUGAUCAGACCUUUUUCCAUUCAUUUCCAUUUUCUUUACAACUUGUGUUAUGGGCGAUUUAAAGGGAUAGUUCACUCUAGAAUUACAAUUCUGUUCUCAUGCCGUUUCAAAACUGUAAGACUUUUGUUCCUCAGUUACACAUAAAAAGAGAAGUUUAUCAGACUCUUCAAGCUGCUUUCUUCCAUACAAUGAAAGUAAUUAAAAAAAAAAAAACUAUCAUAAAAGUAGUCAAUGUGCACUGUAUUUCUAGUUUCUGAAAGCCAUAUGAUGUUUUCUGUGAGGAACAGACUCAAAAAAGUUCUAGUCACAAAUAACAGCCUAAAUAUUCGAAAGACAAUAAGGCGAGUCAUUUUACUGGCCCUAUGAGUACAUUAAUAUCCAUAUGGACUGGAUUAGACCGUCAUUUUUAUUUAAGGGUGAAACUGGUCUGCAGAGAUGAUUCUUGAACGCUUUAUCACCACAGUGCUAAGAAAGAGUCUGAAUACUUCAACUGACUGGUAAAUACUACAGAGCUUUCUAUUGAAACAUAAAAAAGUACAUUAAGAUUCUGUUUAGAGCAUCACAGUUUCUUUGUAAGAGUGUGCGUAUGUGAAUGAAUGAUGAGAUGUAAUGCUUUCCACCAAUGAUACAAAAAUAACCAUUAACAUACCAGCAAUCUCAGUUGUUUUCGUAUCAGGAGUAACACGUGUCAUUAGAAUAAGAAUGUGCUGCAGUUUUGUAUUUUUAAGUUUGUUUUCUCAUGACUUUCAGCAAAGUGCAAUAAAGGCCAAGGGAAUCUAGCAUGGUGAGUCGAUUGCUCACCUCUCCUCAUGAUGGAUCUCCAACUCUUUCAAGAGGGAUAUUCACUACCACCCUCUGUAAAUAUCCACUUCCGUUUUGGAAAAGAGUCCUGCCUCCGAAUCGAAUGCUUAGGAACUGUGAGGAUGUGACAGAAAUGUGCGAUGCUGUUUGUGGUUCUGUAAGAUCCACCACCUUCUCUGUGUGAAUCACAUGAAGCAGUGAACGAAGGGUAGUGUUUUGUGAGUAGAGCUUCCUUUUAGGCUACCUCGUUUCUGUUCAACUGUUGGAUCGGUUCAGUUUUCUAUAUGGGUAAUGACUGUUGAUGCCGUAGAUCAAACCUUCGUAAGUGACACAAUGUAAGGCAAUAUUCCAGAUCGUAGUUUGAAGAGGCAAAUAUUUAAUCUCUGGGAGGGGGAGGUUGUGUCUUUUUGAAAUGCAACCAGUAGAUCAGUGGAUUUCCAACGUUAUUCAAAUAUAAUAGGAAUUUUCAAUUGGCGAAGAGGAUGUUGUAAUUAACAAAUGUAAAAUAAGGCUAUGUUGUCAUUCCAUGUAUAUUCAGAGGUGAUUUGAGUGUAGAGCGCCAGACAGAAAUAUUCAGAAAUAUAAAAAAAAAAAUAUAUAUAUAUUGGUGCAAUGUCUUGUGUAACAGCGAAAUCAAGCCUACACUUCAUAUUAGGGUGAUUCUUCAAUUAGGGCAACUUUUCGAAACCCACGGAUGAUUUUAAGGGAAAACAUUUCCAAUUUUUUUUUUUUGGUCUCUCUAUUUUUAUUUUCACUUAAAGACGUUCAGUUUAUUUGUCAUUUAUUUUUACAUUUUUAUAGCUUUUUUUUAUUUCAUCAAAUACUACUGUCAUCACCGCCAUGCCAAGAAUUGUAUUUCUAUAUUAUCUAUUAAUUUAGAUUUUUUUUUCUUUUUUUUUCCCCCCAAGCACACAACUGACAUUAUUUCAAAAUCCACUUAAGAUAUAUGAAACUGUUUGCAUUUUUAGGAUUACAAAAACACAAAAAUGCCUCUAACUGCAGAAUCGCCAAUUAAUAGACUUGAAGUCCUUCCAAAUGACGUGGCGUUUUAAUCAAAUAGGUGGAAUCAUGAAAAUAACAGUCCUUUAUAUACUUUUAUAUAUUUUCAUUACAGUUCUGUAAGGGCAAUAGAGUGUGAAAUUCACUUGACACAACUAGGAACUUUUAAGACUUCGUGUUUUUGUCCAUCAAACUGUGAACUGAGUGCAGGUGUGAAAUACUUCUGGGGUUUUCCCAUUCAUUUCCUCAACACGGCUGUGAGGUUGGUUGAUAUCUUCAUCUCUCAUGCACCACCUUCAGUGGUCUUUUGAUUUGUACUUGACCUCAUUUUCUUUCUUAAUACGGACAUUACUGUAAGUACAUCCUUUAUAUUCAGGCCGAGCGAGUUUUGUUGUUUUAUUUCUGUAUUUCUCUUUUUUUUUUUGUGUGUGUGUAUUAAAAUUUGAGAUUUAUAGCACAACCGAGCAUUCUGGAUAUUGGCUGUUAUUUUUAUGGUUGUUCCUGUGUGUGUGAUUGGGUGUGUGUGAUUUAAACAUACCAUUUUUGUUUUUUUAAAGCCUGUGAAUACACCAGUUAAAGAAGUAAUACAGGCAUUUGACACUAAAAUGACAAAAUGGUGAGGUUUCAAUAUUACAAGCCUUCGGUUAUAGACAUUUGAACCUGAAACCUGGCAUAUCAUGUUUUGUUCUCAAAAUAUGCAGGCUGUAGUAUUUUAUAAAUAGAUUUUUAAGGCUAUUAAACUAGAGUUUUGUUCCAAAUGUAGCCUGGACUUUUAAGAGAAGUGAUCUCAUCUAAUCUGUGCCUAGUCUAUGUAGUGGGUGUUACAUUUUAUUGCUUACAAUUUAUUACAUAUUGUAAAUCAAACAAACAACAAAGUCACUCAAGUCCCCUUUGUGUCAUCCACAAAACCCACAAAAAGAGCUGAAUCUUCUAAACUGAGUAUUUUAUGGUCGUUACAUUUUUUACAAUCCAGUUUUCUUGAUAUUCUGAUCCAUUUUAUUUAUUGUUUUGUACAGUGCUUUAAUGCUGGUAUCUGUAUUUAGAAAGCAGCAGUAUUAUUGCUGCUGCUUUUUUAAAGGGACUGUUUUCUUCAGCUGUAUUCUGGAUUAGUUUGUCUUAGAGAAAUAUGAAAUCUAUAUUAUAAUGUCAGAGAUGCUUUAAUAUGAGUGCUUUAUUUUACUUUUUUGUUUGUUUUCUAAUUUUAUUGCAGUAUUGUUCAGUGCUCUUUCCUUAUUAAAUAAAUUCACCCCUGAUAACUGCAAAAAUGUUAUAUCCUAGGGUUGUUUGUGGAUCUAGUCUUGUUAACCUAAUACUCAGUGUGUUUAUGUUUAAAGAGGAAAACCGCAGAGAGAAGACUGCAUAUCAAAUGCGAUGGCAGAGCAGGUUGGUGGAUCAGUCUAGAAAAGCUAUAGCAAUAACAAGCAUUACUGAUUUUGUCAGUCUUCAUGUUAGACCCUUUUCUACUUUGACUGAAACUCCAGUUUUUGAUCUUAUUCAGAUGGAGUCAAGCGUUUCUGAAAGAGGAGAAUGUGAAAUGGAAAAAAAUGGAAAUUUCAGAUUUUGAAAACUCACCCAUUGUGUUCACUUGUCACCUAAAACUGACAGUUUCUUUGCUUUUUUAAAAAAUAAAUUGACACCUCAAACCAGA
Cyprinus carpio (common carp) is the source of this 8992-nucleotide messenger RNA. Its product is annotated as TRAF2 and NCK-interacting protein kinase-like. NCBI's taxonomy places the organism in Eukaryota, Metazoa, Chordata, Actinopteri, Cypriniformes, Cyprinidae. The transcript has 35 exons. Gene Ontology annotation, molecular function: ATP binding; protein kinase activity. The record is from RefSeq and is a predicted model, not a curated record. Gene Ontology annotation, biological process: protein phosphorylation. Bases 298 to 4674 code for a protein of 1458 amino acids.